GUGCGUAUGAGGAUGUGAAAAUACACUACAGAGGGUUUUUGGAGCUUACUUUUAAUUUGCUGCCAUCCUCACCGUGUAGUUAGUAUCAGGUGGUGUCGAGUAUCGUUAAAAGUAGGCUUGAGCAGGCAACUGCUUCAGGCUUCCUGUAUUUGCAUUUCAUUACCGAAUCGCAAGCCAGAAAAGGUGGUCGUUGUGCAAUUGCCAGUCCGAACCACCGUCGAUUGGAACCAUGGAAAAUCUGUUGAAGCCAAACUGGGACUGAUUUUCAUUUUUCGUUUGUGAUACUUGGCAGCGGUAAGGAGAGAAAAGUUUGCGUUUGCGAGUAGUAGCGGACAGGGCAGGACGAACAAAUGUACCGAGCGAUGGAGCUGCAGUAUGGCUGGUUGCUGAUUUUGGCCAUUCUCUGUGGAGGCGCCUGGUCAGCCUCGCACGGAUUGUCUUCGGGGCCUAGCCCCAGGGAGGCGGAGCUGUUAAACAACAACUUCUUCCGACGGCUCCGGGAGAUGAUCAUGGAACGUGCUUACGAGGACGCUUUCAAUGAGGUUCCAGAAGAAGCGCAGCAGCCACAGAAGCCGGUCGACACAUCACAUCUGGACAGCCCGCCAAAGCCUCGGCUGGUGGAAAACUGGCCCAUGGUUACACACGAGUUUGGUCAGGUCACAGCCGUAUCGGUUAACCGUGACGGAAAUCCGGUAAUCUUCCAUCGUGGUCGUCGCGUGUGGAACGCUGAAAGCUUCAACGAGACCAACCACUUCCAGCAGAUCGCGGAGGGUCCCAUUGAGGACAGCACGAUCCUAACGCUGGGUGCCGCAACGGGAGAGGUGAUCGACGAAAGUGGCAGCGGAAUAUUCUACAUGCCCCAUGGAAUGACGAUCGAUAAGAAUGGCAACAUGUGGCUGACGGAUGUGGCCCUGCAUCAGGCUUUCAAAUUUAUGCCAGGCCAUGACUAUCCCAGCAUUACCAUCGGUCGACGGUUUGAGCCCGGUUCUUCACGAUAUCAUCUCUGCAAGCCAACGGCCACGGCAGUAGCUACAACCGGGGAAGUUUUCAUCGCCGACGGGUACUGUAAUAGUCGCCUGUUGAAGUUCAAUGCUGCUGGCCGACUGAUCAGGGUAAUUCCACAACCGCCGGAGUUUUUGUCCCUGCAGGUCCCACACGGAUUGACACUUUUGGAGCACUUGGACUUGAUUUGCAUCGCCGAUAGGGAGAACAUGCGAGUUGUUUGUCCAAAGGCUGGCCUGAGAUCAUCGUUCGGAGAGGGAACGCAAGCGGCAACGAUUCAGGAACCGGAUCUGGGCCACGUGUACGAUGUCGCUGCCUAUGGCGAUUUGGUAUACGCGGUGAACGGUCCCACAGCCGACAUGAUUCCAGUGCGUGGAUUUACCAUCGACCCACGGUCGGAAACCAUCAUCGAUCACUGGGGCAAGUUUGAGAAUCCACACUCGCUCGCGUUCUGUCCCAAUGGGUCGGCUAUGUACGUGACCGAAACUGGACCGAACAAGGUGUGGAAGUUUGAGCUAGUGUAAGCAGACCAAAGGAACCAUACUGAUGUGAAUGAAUUAUAAAGUUUAUAGAAAUAAUUACAAUGAUAACAAAAGUGUAUAUCUUAUUCGUAUGAGGUGUCUACGCAAUUGGUAUAUAUAUAAUAUCCAUCAAUAUUUAUAUACCCAGCCAGAGUAAAGUCAUUAUAGAACUUAUUACUAGCGGAAUGAAUGACGAAAGCCGGCAGAUUAGAAGAAUACUUCAGACCACACACAGAAUUGUAGCUGCAAAUAGAGUUGAAAUUCAAGCCGCAUAUUUAACUUUUCGUUGUUGUAAAACGUUUUGGGGGUCAUCAUUAUCUCAGUAUUUCUGUUUGUAUUGCUCGUAUAGUCCAUGUUCGGUUUGUGCAACCGAUCAUAUUCUUGAGCGCUUUAGUUCAUUUAUAUCCUUGUACAUUUAGCAAUGAAAUGACGAUAGCGGAUUGGUAACCAACCGCACUAAAUAUGUUAUGGUGAUUCGUAGAAGGUGUUGGAACAGUUCACAUGUAACCACAUCAACAAAGAAAACCACAAUAUCAAAGAGAACCUAGAAUGCUGCUCUAGCGGCGGUAGUGUAUAAUAAACAUUUAUACGUAGUAUGAAACAAA
Messenger RNA from Topomyia yanbarensis, 2128 nucleotides. RefSeq names its product peptidyl-alpha-hydroxyglycine alpha-amidating lyase 2 (gene Pal2). Lineage: Eukaryota; Metazoa; Arthropoda; Insecta; Diptera; Culicidae. Gene Ontology annotation, molecular function: protein binding; catalytic activity. Gene Ontology annotation, cellular component: membrane; extracellular region. The transcript has 5 exons. The record is from RefSeq and is a predicted model, not a curated record. Gene Ontology annotation, biological process: peptide metabolic process. Bases 351 to 1526 code for a protein of 391 amino acids.